Molecule: messenger RNA, 499 nt
Organism: Meloidogyne enterolobii
Lineage: Eukaryota; Metazoa; Nematoda; Chromadorea; Rhabditida; Meloidogynidae
Source: the annotation of a GenBank genome assembly
UUUUUAGUAAUGUUUCAAUCAAGACAUCAAAAUACAAAAUUACCUUUAGAAUUGCUUGUUGAUAUAUUUAAAUCUACAGAUUAUGCAAUGAUGGAAACAUUAUUAUUUAAACUUAGAAAGUUGUGUUUAGUGUUAAAACAAGAAGAAUUUGGAAUUUUGUGGAGUUAUUAUUCGAAUAUUUUGUUAACUUCUUCCUCAAUUGUCCAUAAAUUUGUUGGGAAGGAUUUUAAAGAAAGAAAGGCAACAAUAUUUCAAAAAAGAAGAGGGAUUGCUAAACUUGUGUUCAUAGCUCAUCAAGGUUAUAAAUUCUUUAAAGAUGAAAUUUCAUAUUUAAAAAAAGAAAUGGCUGAAUGUGAAGAAGUAUUGUUCGAAGAAACGAAAGAAAAAAUUUUGAAGCGACGAAAAGCUGAGAGGGGAGUAGACGAGAAUGGCCCUAUUGCAAAACGUACUCGUUCUCAAUAUAUUACAAAAUAGUAAAGAAAUUAAUGGGAGGGGUGGG